Melospiza georgiana is the source of this 2611-nucleotide messenger RNA. RefSeq names its product TBK1 binding protein 1 (gene TBKBP1). The transcript has 11 exons. Gene Ontology annotation, cellular component: cytoplasm. Lineage: Eukaryota; Metazoa; Chordata; Aves; Passeriformes; Passerellidae. The record is from RefSeq and is a predicted model, not a curated record. Gene Ontology annotation, biological process: canonical NF-kappaB signal transduction. Bases 315 to 2105 code for a protein of 596 amino acids.
GGAGCCGCAUCUCCCGGCGGCGCCGCCGCAGCGCAGCAGCAGCGCCGGCAUUUUCAGCCUCGAGGCGGGGCCGGCAGCGCGGAGGGAGCGGCGGGGACCCCGCCUGGGCCCCGAUGAGAGCAGCUCCGGCUCCCGGCGAUCCCUCGCGGCCCAUGUCCGGAGCUCCCGCGCCUGAGACGCGCCCGUGACGGCCCCUGACACGCCAGUGACACGCCUGUGCCAGCCUGUGCCAGCCUGUGCCAGCCCGUGCCCCCGCAGCCCUGCCCAGCCCGCGCCGCUUCGCCCCGCGCCUGGGGCCCGCUGCAAGGCAGGACAUGGACUCCAUGUUCGAGGACGACAUCAGCAUCCUGACGCAGGAGGCGCUGGGGCCGGACGAGGACUGGCUGGACAGCCCCAACACCGACCUGUCGGGCGAGAUGUGCUCGGCCUCGCACUUCGCCCUCAUCACCGCCUACGACGACAUCAAGAACCGGCUCACGGGGCUCGAGAGGGAGAACUCCACGCUCAAGCGCCGCCUCAAGAUGUACGAGGUCAAGUACCCCCUGAUCGGUGAGUUCGGCGAGGAACACAUCUUCUCCCUCUACGAGGCCAAGGAGAACUCGCUGCUCAAGAGCGAGAAGGCGUCGCUGCAGCAGCAGCUCAACCAGUUCCAGCACGAGCUGCAGAAGAGCAAAGAGCGGGAGGAGCAGCUGGAGGAGAUGAUCCAGGCCUACGAGAAGCUGUGCGUGGAGAAGGCGGACCUGGAGACGGAGCUGGGAGAGAUGCGGGCGCUGGUGGAGACGCACCUGAGCCGCAUCCGGAGCCUGGAGCAGCAGCUGCGGCAGCGCGACGGCGGCGCCUUCCCCGCGCUGGGCGCCCAGGACGUGCCGUUCAUGGCCCUGCACCCCGGGCCCGGGCUGAGCCACGUGCUGGAGCGCGCCGCGGGCUGGCAGAGCCGCGGGCUGGAGGCCGAGCUGGAGGCGGCGCGCCAGGAGAACCAGCGCGCCCAGCACCGCGAGGAGCAUCUCAAGGCCGAGUGCGAGAGGCUGCAGGCCGAGCUCAAACACCUGCAGGACAGCCGCGAGCAGGAGCAGUCGGAGCGGGACAUGGCCUGGGUGAAGAAGGUGGGCGACGACCAGGUGAACCUGGCGCUGGCCUACACGGAGCUGACGGAGGAGCUGUGCCGCCUGCGCAACCUCAGCUCGCUGCAGAGCCAGAUCCUGCGGGCGCUGCUGCAGGACAAGAGCCUCAACGGGGGCCAGCGCCACUCGCCGCUGUCGCAGUGCCACUCGCCGGCCCAGCAGCGCCGCUCGCCCGCCCCGCAGUGCCCCUCGCCCGUCCCGCCGGGCCGCCCGCAGUGCCAAUCGCCCGCCCUGCAGCGCCGCUCGCCGGGACCCCCGAGCCAGUCUCCGGCCCAGCAGCGCCGCUCGCCCGCGCCCCCCGGCCCGUGCCAGUCGCCAGCCCAGCAGCGCCGCUCGCCGGUGCCGCCGCCCAGCCAGUCCCCGGGGCAGCAGCGCCGCUCGCCCGCGCCGCCGCCGCCGCCCUGCCCGGCGCCGGGAUCCCCGCACCGCCUGCCCGCCGAGCGCGUGGAGCUGCCCUACGCCAAGCCCUCGAGCCGCCACAUCAAGGCCGGCUUCCAGGGCCGCCGCAGCUACUCGGAGGUGACCAACGUGGCGCUGUACCAGCAGAGCCGCUCGCUCUGGCUGCAGCCCGAGGCCUCCACGCUGCCCAAGCACCGGCCCUACGGCGAGGUCUACCUGGGGGCCGCGGGGGCCCCGCUGAGCGCCCACGAGCCCUUCGAGGAGCACGUGCGCUUCGAGAAGCAGUCGUCGGACGAGGAGGAGUGGGCGCUGCCCAGCCCGCCCAGCCCCGAGGCCGGCGCCAUCCGCUGCGCCUCCUUCUGCGCCGGCUUCCCCGCGCCCGACGCCGACGCCGCGCACCGGACGGCGGCCGCCUACGCCCGCGCCGAGCACGCCCAGUCCUGGCCUUCCAUCAACCUGCUGCUGGAGACGGUGGACUCGGAGGUGCGGAGCUGCCCGCUGUGCCAGCUGGCCUUCCCCAUCGGCUACCCGGACGAUGCCCUGGUCAAACACAUCGACUCGCACCUGGAGAACAGCAAGAUCUGAGCCUCGCCCCCUUCCCCACCUUUGGAUGCUGCAUGGAAACACACCGGGAGUGCCCGCCUCCCGAAAUACCUCCAAGUCUUCAGUAGCUACGGACAGACUGAGCCCCCCCGGCCCCACCCAGAGCCCCCGGAGCCCCCGGCCCGCUCCGAGCGGGUUCACCCCCCAUUCCAGGGGUACCGGGAUCGCCGCCGAGCCCCCCGGAGCCCCCGGCCCGCUCGGAGCCGGUCCAUCCCCGCCCGCCCCACUCCCAUGCCAGGCUCGGGUGCUGUGCCCGCGGUACCCUGGUCACGCCGUGCCAGGCUCAGGGCCUCCAGGGUCACACCGUGCCAGGCUCGUGUGCUCCAGGGUCACUCCGUGCCAGGCUCGGGGGCUCCAGGGUCACGCCGUGCCAGGCGGUGGCCGCAGGGGACCCGUGUGUGCCCCUGGGUGUCCUCUGUCCCCUCGAGUGUUGCUGCUCGAUCUCAGGGAGGAUCCGAGGGGCCGAGCCCCCAGGAAGCAGGAGAGGG